AUGCUUAGAAAGAUUUUUCUUUUAUUGAUUAUGAUACAUUAUGAGAAGGUUAUAAAAGGUUUUCUUUUAAAUUUUUCAAAAAAAAAAAUAUUCUUUUUGAAUAAUAAAAAAAAUAAAAAUAUUACACGAAAGCAUAUAUUUAGCAAUAUAUAUUGUAUGAAAAAGAUUAAAAAAAAUGAAUUUCAUGACAGAUGCAUAAUAAAAGUUAAAGGAGGAAAUGGGGGUGAUGGUAUAUGUAGUUUUACAGUGUUUUCUCAAAAAAAAAAUAAAAAAUAUGCAUCAGGAGGAAGAGGAGGAAGGGGGGGUGAUGUAUAUUUAGUUGGUAAUAAAAAAAUUGAUAAUUUUUUUAAUUUAAAAUUAAGAGCCUUUUAUUAUGGUGGAAAUGGAAAGAAUGGAAGAAACAACAAUCAAAAUGGAGAAAAUGGAAAAGAUGAGUAUAUAAAUAUUCCAUUAAAUACUAUUAUCUAUAAUGAAGAAAAAAAAUAUAUUAAUUUUAUUUAUAUGAAUAAUCAGAAAAUUUUAAUAUCAAAAGGUGGUAAAGGAGGAAAAGGAAACUACUCCUUCAGAACUAGAAAUUUGAAAAUACCAUUCGUUUGCCAAUAUGGAGAAAAAACAAAAGAAAAAAAAAUAUUUCUAAAAAAAAUAUUCUUUUGUGAUUUUAGUAUCAUUGGAUAUCCUAAUGUAGGGAAAAGUACUCUGUUAAAUAAAAUUACUAGUGCAAAUGUAAAAAUAGCAAAUUAUAGCUAUACAUCAAAAUUUCCUAAUUUAGGAAUAUUUAAAUGUAAUAAAGAUAAAAAGAAAUUAGAAAAAGAUGCUUUUGAUUAUACAGAAGAACAAAAUAUUAAUGAAAAUGACGUAGAUGGAAACGAAAUAAAUGAAAAUGAAAUAAAUGAAAAUGAAAUAAAUGAAAAUGAAAUAAAUGAAAAUGAAAUAAAUAAAAAUGAAAUAAAUGAAAAUGAAAUAAAUGAAAAUGAAAUAAAUGAAAAUGAAACAAAUGAAAAUGAAACAAAUGAAAAUGAAAUUCAAAAUAUAGUAAAAAAUAAUUAUACAAUAAUUGAUUUUCCUGGUAUAAUAAAAAAUUUGAAUGAAAAAAUAAACAACAUAUCAUAUAAGUAUCUUGAACACCUAAAAAAUAGUAAAAUGCUAAUUUAUAUGUUUGAUAUAAAUAAUAAUGAUAUUAUAGAUAAUUAUAAAAAUAUAAAAAGUGUAUUAGUUAAAUAUGAUGAAAAUUUUAAAAAUAAAAAAGAAGUUGUAGUUUUGAAUAAAAUUGACCUAUAUGAAGACAAAGAAAAUAUAAAUUUACUAAUUAAUUAUUUGAAAGAAAAUUUAAAGAUUGAUAGAAUAUUUUGUAUUUCUGCAUUAACUGGAGAAAAUGUUGAAAAUACAAUGGAUGAAUUAAUUUUAAAUAUUGAUGAUAAGAAUACAUUAAAUGAAUUUUUAAAAAUUUUACCUAAGCCAAUUGACAUUGAGAAAAUAGAAAAUAGUGAUUAUUAUGAUCCUUAUGAUUAUAAAAUUUAUAAAUAUAAUGAAAACAUUUACAUAAUAAAAGGGAAAUAUAUAGAAAAUCAAGCAAAUAUUUUCAAUUUUUCAAAGUGUGAUAGCUCAAAAAUAUUUAUGAAAAUAUUAGAUGAUUUAAAUAUAAAUGUGAAAUUAAAAAACAUAGGAGCAAAGGAAGGCGAUAGAAUUAUUGUGAAUAAUUAUUCGUAUAAUUUCGAUAUUAAUUAUUGA
Molecule: messenger RNA, 1728 nt
Organism: Plasmodium relictum
Lineage: Eukaryota; Apicomplexa; Aconoidasida; Haemosporida; Plasmodiidae
Product: GTP-binding protein, putative
Exons: 1
Coding region: 1-1728 (575 amino acids)
Cellular component (GO): mitochondrion
Molecular function (GO): GTP binding; GTPase activity
Source: RefSeq, a predicted model, not a curated record